GAAGCCGAUACUACUGUAACCAUCUCAUGGACAGAUGACCAAACGGCACCUACCUUAGCAUCAGAACCCGUCUUUGAUAUCUUUUUGAUGACAGGGGCAGAUGACCAACAGACAAAGCUAGCUACAGUAUCCUCCGAUGUCAAUGGCGGAACCACUAAGGAUGUCAAAUACAAGGUCCCUUUUGUCUACCCUCCUGGUCAAAUUUACUUCCUCAUGUUCCAAACCAAGAACCAGAAUGCGACCACAUGGGCCACCCGUUUUACGAUAACGGAUAUUAAUGGUAAUCAUGGUAUGCUUCACCCAGUAAUCCCUCCAGGCGGCAAAAUCAAUCCGGGUGGCCUUGGCCAGAUCAUCUCUGCGGAAAAGGCACAAGAGCUUUCCGAGGGGAAUAAGGCCAGUCCAAAAAUGAGUACCCAUGGCAAUGUCAACAGCAAUAGCAACAGAAACUCACCUGAUUCAUCAUCGCCAGCUUACUUGCAUGGUGUAGCGAAGUCCUCCUUGGGGCGAGGAGUGGAUUCUACAGGGUUGACUAAUAAUGCUGGCUCCUUGUCUUCGUCAAAGGGCACCUCGUUGGAUACGGGCGCACAUUCAGGUCAAAGUGAUCAAGCAAACAAUAUUACUCGCAACAGCGGUAUUUCAAGCACUGCCUCCUCCUUUGUAAUAGCUGCAGCUAUCUUCUUUACAGCCUUGAUGGGCUUUUGAGAAGAAUAACGCAUCUACAUAUCUACCCUACAAUUUAUCGAAGGUGUUUGUUUUUUGUGAGCAACUCUAUAAUAGCUUUUUUAUCACAUCAUCUUCACUUGCUAGUGAUAUAUAUUCCACAAAAUAACUCAAGGAAAGUAAAAACAGAAAUAAAAAAAAAU
Lobosporangium transversale is the source of this 863-nucleotide messenger RNA. RefSeq lists its product as hypothetical. The coding region runs from base 88 to 702 and encodes 204 amino acids. Lineage: Eukaryota; Fungi; Mortierellomycota; Mortierellomycetes; Mortierellales; Mortierellaceae. The transcript is spliced from 2 exons. The record is from RefSeq and is a predicted model, not a curated record.